Messenger RNA from Trichoplusia ni (cabbage looper), 5787 nucleotides. RefSeq names its product SET and MYND domain-containing protein 4 (gene Smyd4-4). Gene Ontology annotation, molecular function: protein binding. Lineage: Eukaryota; Metazoa; Arthropoda; Insecta; Lepidoptera; Noctuidae. Bases 21 to 2039 code for a protein of 672 amino acids. The record is from RefSeq and is a predicted model, not a curated record. The transcript has 3 exons.
AACAAUAAAAAGUAAUCAAUAUGUAUCCACUUGAUAACCUCGAAUACACAAUUGAUUCUAUUUACAAACAGCUGUUACAAAAGCUCACUGAAGAAAAUAAAAUUCACCAUGUCUCCCAACAAUUACUGGCUAUGGCAGAGAAUGAAGAGAGGGUCCUCUUUGUCUACAGUUUUCUCAGAGGUUAUGGACUCAUACCACUUUUGCUGAAAGUAAUGAAGUGUGAUUAUGUUUCCACACAUUACCGUAACCUUGGUAACCAAUGUUACCAAAGAGGAUCUCUCUAUGAAGCACUCCAGUAUUAUAACAUGGCUCUAUGCUUUGCUCCAGUCUUAUCUGAAAACUUUUCCUUGGCUAUGUCCAACAGAACUGCUGUGCUAGCAGCUUUAAAGAAAUAUAAAGAUUGUUUGACUGACAUCAAUUUAAUAUUUACUAUACAUUACCCUGAAAAGAUUAGAGAUAAGCUGUUGAAGAGGAAAAACCAGUGCAAAGAGGGCUUAAAUCUAAAUCCUGAGCCAGAUGAGGAAGAUGUGGACGAUCCAGAUUUUCUUGAGGUUCUGAAACUUAAUGGUCCUCGGCAUAAGAGUUACAUAAGUGCAAGCGCCAAACUGAGAGUGGAGUAUGAUCCUGAUAUUGGUAGACAUGUGAUUGCCAAUGAAGACAUCGCUGUCGGCGAAGUUAUUGUGCAAGAAGACCCCUAUAUUGGAAUGGUAAUGAAGAAUCAGUUGGCUUUGUGCUGUGGUUACUGCUUCAAAAGGAAGCUUACCCUGCGCCCGUGUCCAUACUGCUGCUUUACCAUGUAUUGCGACAAAGAAUGUGGAGAUAAGGCAUGGGAAGAGUACCAUAUGUAUGAAUGCCCAAUGAUAGCAACUUUGUUAAGGAUGAAUUUCAGCAAACUAGAAAUGCUAGCAUUGAGGAUUACAAUCAAAGCUAGGACUGAUCACCAAGACUGGGAAUGUGUGUUUGCCUCGGUGUUGGAUGCAGAAACACUUCUCUACACUAAUCACUGGGGACAUGUGAUUGUCGAUGGAAAUCAAGGAGAUAGGUGGGUGUACGACUCCCAAUAUUACAGCUCUAUCCAAACACUCUGCACAAAUGAUGAAAAGAGAGAUAUAUCAGAUAUAUUCCAGAAGAGUGUCAGUGCUGCAGUACUGUUGCAUUGCCUAGCUGUCGUUAACUUCAACAAGCUUGACGGUGGCGAUAUAUACAUGAAACAAAAGAUCAAGCGCUUUGCUGCAGGAACACUUUUGUUGCACAUGAUGACCGGUCCAACUAAUAUGCACAGCAUUACUGCUAAUGUUGAGAAUGAAAGCGGUAACUUUGUAGAUGAGUACAACUUAGGAAUCGCCCCUUAUGCUUUCCUGAGCUUGAUUAACCAUUCCUGCUCACCAAAUGUGGUGAGGUACUCCAAACUGGGCACUACUCGGAUGAGUCUGAUUGCACUUCGCCCUAUUAAGAAAGGGACUAUGAUUGUGGACAACUACGGGUACGACGAGGUGCCACGUGACGACGACAGGAUGGAUUCGACGGUGAUCACUGUGUGGGAGCCAAGCGAGCAAGCUGUAAGCGCUUGCAACGGACGGAACCAAAAAGCCCACCAUGCUAUCCACACUCGCGACGAGCGUCAAGCUAUACUGAAGUCUCAGUACAAGUUCCUCUGCGAGUGCGAGGCCUGCAUCAACGACUGGCCGCUGUACCAGAACCUGCCCGUGGUCCAGAACCUCCCAGAGGCCAUUGCCAAGAAGAAGAACGAGCUUCUGAGCAGCGAAGUCAUCGAGGCCUUGCAGAAGGGCGAUCACGACCGUGCCACUAAGCUGUACAAACCGCUGUGUGAGUUAGCUACAGAUUUAGAUCCUUAUAUGCCUUGCCAGGAGUUAGCUGAGUGCCAGGAGGCCAUGAAGCAGUGCCUGGCCAUCAUGAUGGGCGUGUUGCCUCAUGGCUUCACCAAGGUUGUUGACUGGGAGGUGCCCCCACCCCAAAUGCCGGGCGCGCCGGUCAUGUCCCGCUUCUAUACCGGGUACGGGGCACAGGAUUUGAAUUAAAUUCUUUUAUUUAGCUGGCCUAAAUACUUUUUUUUGUGACUACUGCUUUGCGUUUGAUUUUAUUUCUUUUUCUUGCGAAAAGCCAGCCAGCAAUGCGAUAAUUUUAAAAUUAAAUUUAGAUUCUCGUUUUUGCUUUUGCUGAAUUUGUUUUUCUGGGAUAAAUUGUGAAUUGACUAAGUGGCUGAUUAAAAGGCCAUUUUUUUUUCGUUUUUUAAUUUUUUUAUUAUUUUGUUUUACUGAUAAGGUCUUUAUUCACUUGGAAAUGCGGGAUGUUUCUUAUAUAUUUUUAUCUUUGUUUAUCGCACAAAAAACUUUGUUAUAUAAAAAUAUGGUUAGGUUCAAAACUGAUAUUAUGCUGUGAGCGACAAAAAUAUAUUUUGGUUAAGUUAAUACCCAUACCAUGUUUCUAGUCCACAAUAGUAUUUUUAGAGUAAGUUUAUUUAAACGUUGACUGGGUAUUUAUCGAAAUGAGAGAAAAUUGAAGACUUUUGAUAAUGACAGGGAUAUACUAUUAUGUGAACCCAAGAGCUUUGUCGGCCCUAGAGGGAGUUGGGGUCGAAAUCACAACACUUUCUGUUUUCUUUUUAAGUUAUAUGUCAGAAGUUAAACUUACCUAGUAAAUAGGUAGAUAUUUGAUGUGAUUAGGAUUCAAAUAUGACUACCAGUAGUUUAGUUAGUGUCUAAAUUCGCGAACUCUAUCGACAAUCAUUUUAUACACGAAACAAUGAAAAUGAAGUACAUAUGUUUAUGUAAAAGAUAUUGCGAAGCGACGACUCGUAGUUGUAGUUUUACGGCCAUCUUGUGAAUGCUAUGUAUGCUAUUGUCGAUAGAGGGCGCUAAUAAUAUUCUACCUUCUGAAAUCAAUUGUCUAGUAUGGCGGCGAAUAAAACCUUGGAACUAUGUAACUUGAAACAGAAUACAUUUCCUAAUAGAAUUGACGCUCGUAUUGAUUGUAAUUUCAGAAGCUAAUUAGUCUCCUAUAAUGUCUACUGACUUUUGAUGUCUAUAUUAUUGUGUGUAUUUUUCUAGACAUGUGCUAAUUAGUAGCCAUAUCUAUUUGCCAUAGUUAUAGUGUAGGAUUGCUGGAGACUUGCUAAGUUUGUUUUAUUGAUAUUAAUUUAUUAACUAUACUACAAAAAAUAUUUUGGUAAGCCUUUACUUUGUGAAUAUUGUCACAGAGGAUUUUUUUUCUGUUAACAAUUAUAUUUACAAGUCUUUUUCAUUUAAUUUGGUUCAAAUUAAAAAAUAUAUAUAGUCAUUUGCAUACCAUUGUAUGUUCACUAUUUUGCUUGUUUUGUAUAAAGAGAUGUAAGUUAGUAUUUACAAUACACCUACAGGUACCAAUAUAGCUGAUUGAUUUUCCAAUGCUCUAAGAAUUAAUAUAACACCGGUUUAAAAUUUAGAAUCUUAGGGAAUAACUCUCUAUAUAGAAAAUAUAAUCAUAUUGCAUUUAGAAGUAACUUAAUCGAUCAACUCUUUAUAGCUUUUCGUUUUUUUUUAAUUUGUGUUCGGUAUAUAAAAGUUAUAUUAUCAUUUGUGUGAUCUCCAGUAAUAGAAAAGUAUGUCUUAUAUAUUAGUAGUAAGUGUGUCUAUCGAAAAGCAUGAAAACAGGGUUUUUUAUAAUUUUUGAACGAUGAGGUUGUUUAUAAAGUGUGAUGUUUAGAAAUUGGUCUUCAGGUCUACGACACCUAUAAGGAUUUUUCAACAUCUUAACUUGCAAAGCUUUUGUUUCAAAACCAAAAAUUAAUGUGCCAUUUAAGAAUUUGUGCAACACGUAUAUCGGCAUCGGUUUUAACUGUAAGAGAUCAUUGCUAUACAUAACAUGCACGAGAGUUUUGUCCUGGCGACACCCAUUUUGAAUCAUAGACAAUACAAAAUGUCACUUGUCAAACUUUGACAGUUAACUGUAAUAUUCGCUAUGGUUUUGAGACCAAACUUUGUGGGUAAUUGAGUAGACCUGAGUGUUUGGUGCCUAAAUUUUUAUGGAAUGCUUAGAGAACAUCUUAGAUGUUGGGUGGUGGUGCUUACGUGAUGCGAAAUGACUAGUUGGUAUGGUUGACUUCUCCUGGUACUUACAUUGUCCCUGCCCAGCUUUGCCAUGGGCUUGUUAGUUUGAGUGUGAAGUCUUUGACAAUUAAUUGUCAUGGUUAUUCUUAUUUCAUUCAGGUCAUUUUAUUAUGAUUGCCAGCUUAUACUCGUCUCACUGUGGUCACAGGCCUCUUCCCAUAUGCGGAAGGUUUAAAGUAUAUUGUAUAACUCAAAAAAGGGGUAUCGGCCAUUUUACCUAAAUGAUUAGACGGGCUUUGCGACUUCAAUGCCUGACUGUACUGCAAACUUAUGGAUACAGCUGCUGCAUUUCUAGAAUAUGGUCAAUAAAUAAGUACCUACUAUAUAUCUAUCUCUAAAAAAAUAGCAGGAAGUAGGUACCAGGAGCUGGAAGUAAUGAAUGGAAAAGAAUGAACGAAGAAAUGAAGGGAAUUGAAAUCGAAGACGGGUUUUUUUUCUUUACCUGUAGUUCUGCCUGUAUUAAAUAAGGUAACACAUGCAUAAUUAAUCAUUUAAUCAUAGACUUUAAAAUUUUGUCUUUUAAACAGUAGGUAAGUGUCAACAAUAUAAACUUGAUUGUCUACGAUAUAUCAUUGUCUUUUCAGAUCUAAUUGUUGAAUGUUAGUAAUUAAUUGAUAUUGUAGGUUAAGAGAACACCAUGUAUGUUGUUCUAGAAGAGUAUUUGACUUCUUCAAAUGUUAAAAUUGUUCGAACAAAAUGGCGGUUAUACAUAACCUAUUACAUGGAGUUAUGUUUUUUACAAGCUUUAAUAACAAGGUUUUUCGGAAGUUUUACAGCUUAAGUGACUUAACAGUAAUCUCGCUAUCAGUUAUUGUUUAAAAACAAUGUUCCUUUUUGUACUUAUUAGAUUUAUGUAACGUUUAUAAUUUAUUAUCUAGUUAUUUUAUUGUAAGCAAAAUUUUUAUAUUAGCUAACUUAGUUAAGUCACUUUUACUAACAAUUAUUUAAUAGUUUUGGACUUUAAUACGUUUUAUUUUGCUGUAAUUUAGUAAUAGACAUUCUAUAUUGACAUUGUUUUGUAUUUUUUUUCUGAAGUAGUCUAUUACUCUUGUCGUUAGUCGUGUCUUACACCUGACACUUAGUUUUUAGUAUAUUUAAGUACUAUUAAUAUGGUAAGCCCAGUACUAUUAAUAUGGUAAGCCCAUUCUCGCAUUCACAGGUUUAGUUCCAUCUACAAUAAAAACUGCAUAAACAAGACUUAAAUGAAAAAUAAUCAUCUUUGAAAAUGUUCUUUAACAGGGGCCUAGGCAAUAUCAUGUCACAUUGUAUCGAAAACAAUUUAAAAAGUCCGAGUAUCUUUUUUGACAAGUCAACAGUUAAGAUUUUAUAAAUUAUAUAUAUUCAGGGUUUGGGCUCGGAGAAAUGAAACUUGUCCGUAGAAGACCUUCUACGACUUUUAAAACUAAUGCAGUUGUUGAAGAGCGACACCGAUAGAUGUCGGUAGUGCGCUGACACGGUUUCACAACUGCAAUUAUAUCAAUAACCAUAUGACGUCACUAGUCACUACACGACACUGGCAGAAGUUCACAAGAGCUGGUUGCCAUAAAAAAGGUAUAUGACGAGACCUAGUGAAACAGUAAUGGUUCUAAACUGUGAAUUGAGACUACAUAACGUAGUGUAGGAAUGUCUACUAUUUUGUAUGUUUACUCUACUUUCUGAUUAAAAUAAUAUGUGUGGAAUA